AUGCGGCGGGAAUACCUUCCGUUGGAUUCUUUACUAGCCUGGUUGAGGCUAAAUGGAAUUGUCACAAAUGGCGUUGCUGUGCAAAGACUGGAAACAGUUGAGUCAGACACAGACAAGGGCAAUGCGAUAAUAGCAACAGCGGACUCCAAGCAUAGUACCGACGAGCAGGUCCUCCUCCAGAUCCCACGGGACUUGGUGUUGUCAUUAGAAUCGGUGCACGACUAUUUCAAAUCCGAUCGUGAUCUUCGCGACGUACUCGAGGCAACAGCGAGGGGUUCAAUAUUGAUCUUCCUUCUCGUUCAAAUCACACACAAUAACUCGCAAAUGCCCCGGCAUAUAGGGGUAUCCAAUCCCUGGACCGAAUACCUCAAAUUUCUCCCGUCUUCAUUUUCUCUGCCUACCUUCUGGUCGGAAGAGGAACGGGAGCUGCUGAAGGGAACUUCUCUUGAGGUAGCAAUAGACGCUAAACGGAACUCGCUCGAAAAGGAGUUCGAGUUGAUUCGUCAGGCUACUGAAGGUAUAUCCUGGUGUCAGCAAUGCUGGUGGGCUGAAAGUCCGGACGGUUUGACCUUCGAGGACUGGAGAUAUGUCGAUGCGGCAUAUCGAUCACGCAUGUUGGAUCUGCCGGGGAGCGGGCAUUCGAUGGUGCCUUGUGUGGACAUGGUUAAUCAUGUGGCUGGUGCAGCAGUGAACGCGCUAUAUGACGCGGAUUCUGAUGGAAAUGCGAUCCUGAAGUUGCGCGAUGGUAAAACCUUGCGAACAGGCGAAGAGGUGACUAUCUCAUAUGGAGAUAAGAAGCCUGCAUCGGAGAUGAUAUUCUCCUACGGAUUUCUUGACCGUGAGAUGACGGAAACAACUCAAGUCAUGUUGAACAUGAACUUCUCCGAGGACGAUCCUCUUGGCAUGGCUAAGAAAAUGAUCUGCAAGGAUACUCCUGGAAUCCGAGUUUCUGUCUGCCAAGACCCAGCUAUCACCAGUCCGACAUCAUCAAAAAAGCCUGGAAGCAUCAUCUGGGACAGCCCGUUAACCUGGUGGUCAAGCGUGAAUGAAGAAGAUGGACUUCAAAUCGGGAUCGCACAAACAAUGGAUGGAGGUAGAGAGCUGGAGGCACACUGGAAGGGCGAGAAGAUUCAAUCACCCGAUCAGCUCCCUCAACUCCUUGCAGCUGAUCCUUUGAUCGAUAUUUUCCAACUUCGGGCUGUCGUCUUGGUGCUGGAACGGCUGGAAUCGCAGCUUUCGCUUCUACAUGAAACAAACGAGGUUCUAGAAAAUCUGCACAAAAACCCGGAAAUUCUGAGAAGUUUGUUUAGACCUGAGAUUUUCGAUAUGGUAAUUCAGCUGCGGCAGCUUGAGGGCACAUUACUACAAAAGGCAGUUGAGGAGCUGAUGCAGCAGAAAACCGACUUGAUGAAGUCAGCGACUGUUACAAGGUAUCUCGAGCAGGCUCAAGCAGAUGAAGUUGAAGAUUUUUCAUAG
This is a messenger RNA of Penicillium odoratum, 1476 nucleotides long. Its product is annotated as SET domain-containing protein. Gene Ontology annotation, molecular function: protein binding; protein-lysine N-methyltransferase activity. The transcript has 4 exons. Gene Ontology annotation, cellular component: nucleus. NCBI's taxonomy places the organism in Eukaryota, Fungi, Ascomycota, Eurotiomycetes, Eurotiales, Aspergillaceae. The coding region runs from base 1 to 1476 and encodes 491 amino acids. Gene Ontology annotation, biological process: peptidyl-lysine monomethylation. The record is from RefSeq and is a predicted model, not a curated record.